This is a messenger RNA of Carya illinoinensis, 1646 nucleotides long. RefSeq lists its product as uncharacterized. The transcript has 18 exons. The coding region runs from base 144 to 1427 and encodes 427 amino acids. NCBI's taxonomy places the organism in Eukaryota, Viridiplantae, Streptophyta, Magnoliopsida, Fagales, Juglandaceae. The record is from RefSeq and is a predicted model, not a curated record.
CUUUCUCAUCUUCGUCGGCACGAUAAUGUCUGCCAACCUCGAAUUCCUACAAAUUUGUUAAUGAAUACUCUCCCAAUCUUUGAUAUGUUACGGGUUCUUGAAGAGUUCACUGGAGAUUGCAAUUGGUAUUUCCUCGUUGUGCCAUGCAAAAUCUUGAAGCUUUUUUGCUUCUAAAAUUCCGAAGGGGAUGUUGUAAAUUAGAAGCCAUGCGACAGCGGCUAGGCGUGCGUUCUUUAUCUUGGCUAUUUAUGAUCGGCACGGCCGUUGUUUUACAGGCACUUGGGGUUGCCUCGGUUGUGGUACCGAGUUCAAAUUGCUACGUUCUUGAUAACUCCAGUCGCAUUGUUGAUUUCAGUAGCUGGGCUGGGAACAUUUUUGAAUAUGAAGGGAAGGACUCCGACUUGGUGGUUCGAUUUUGCAAAGAUGUGGAGAGUAGAUCACAGGCGGGAUAUGUGGAUUUUGGCCGAUAUGAUUUGUUCAACUACUUUGUUACUGGUUCAGGGCAAGUUGACUUUGUUCAAGGCUUUUUCAAUGGUGACCUGAUGAAUUGUGAGAAUAGUUAUGACAAAAGGGGACGUACAGCUCAGGUAAAUGUUGUAUGUGGAAGUUGUUUAAAUGGAAAAUGUAAAGGUGGGCUUGGAUGCAUAUGCAACAUUACUUACGAGUCAACUUGCAGAGUUUUUGUUGAACUUUCUAUUCCAUGUGAGAGACCAGGUCCACGGGUAUUUCAGGGUUUCACCGUUGGUUUUCAUCCACGUUCGUGGGAAGUUGUUUACAAUGGCAUGACUCAAUUAGGUUUUGAAAAGUCUCACCAUGAUUUCAGCUUUCGAACUGAACAAACUCAUGUAGCCCUUUAUAUGACUGCAAUUGCUUCUCUUUCGAAUUUGGUGCAGAAGCCUAUAAUUAAGGUUGUUCCAGAAAAUGGCUUGGAGGUUCGUUUAUCAGGUGCAGGGGCAACUGGGACACCUCCAACAACUUUGUCGCCCACAGUGGUGAUUGUGGAUUGGAGAUGUGAGAAGGCCAGUGAUAAUCCAUAUGAGGUUAAUGUCACUAUCCCAGUAGAGGGUUAUGAUCCCAUCCAAUUCAUUCUUACAAAAGCGUGUGAAUAUCGGCAGGAUCAAGGGGGUGAUGCAACACGAGGAUGGGCUAUUUUUGGAUUGCUAUCCUGCAUAUUCAUUGUAUUUUCAACACUGUUUUGCGUCGGAGGAUUCAUUUACAAAACUCGAGUAGAACGCCUGCGUGGGAUUGAUGCACUGCCAGGCAUGACAAUACUCUCCGCCUGCUUAGAAACGGUGAGCGGAGCAGGGCAAGGUUACUCUCGAGCAGAAGACCUUAACGCUGCAUUCGCAAAAGCCUCGUGGGAAAGCCCAUCUGUUUCUGUUCAAGGAGCUAGGAUACCCAGUGAGAAAAGCUAUGGAUCCAUCUGAAUUUCUGUUUUCCUCAACACAUCUCAGUUUUAACUGGGUUUUGUGCUGCAAAUUAUACAUACAUGGAUCAACCAACGAAUAUGCCGGAUCAUGGAGCCUUACAACCUUUUGUAUCAAAAAUAUUUGUAGUAAGAGCUUUGUAUGAUCAGUUGAGUACAUUCUUUGAUUUUGUUAUCUAUGAUUUCGAUAUAUUGAAAAGAGAGAUAUUUUAUCCACAAA